AUGAAGUGGAGAUGGAUAAUAGGAUUAGCUUCUUCUUUUCUUCUUGUCUGUUUUAUGUAUAAUGAACUAUCUGCAGUUUCCGACAUUGGUGCAGGAUUAGCAGCUACAAUCCUGCUUAGAUUAACUUCUCAUCAGAAUCCCAGAUCAGAUCAAUUGCACAAGGACAGACUGCUUGGAGGAUUAUUAGAAGAAUUGGGAUCCAAUCAUGUUUCUUCUUGCAUUAGCAAACGCGAAUCUGUCCUCUAUCGCAAAACCUCGCCAUACAAACCGUCGUCUUAUCUUGUUUCCAGGCUGCGAAAAUACGAAUCCAUGCAUAGAAACUGCGGCCCUGGAACUAAACCCUUUGAAGAAUCAUUGAAGCUUUUGUCCCAGCUUAAUAUGAGCCAUGAUCAUGAUCAUGAUCAAUGCAAGUACCUCGUUUGGCUUCCUUCUAAUGGAUUAGGAAACCGACUCGUCAGCAUCGUCUCCACUUUCCUCUACGCCCUCCUCACCGAUCGAAUCUUGCUCAUCGACGAGUCCAAGAACAUCGAAGAUCUCCUUUGCGAGCCCUUCGAGAAUGCCACGUGGUUGCUCCCUCCUGAUUUCCCUCUGAAGAACAGCUUUCGAAAUUUCCGGCGCGGGUAUCCUCAUUCUUACGGGAACAGGAUCAUGAAGAACGCGACAAAUUCGAUAAUUCAUCUGCCUUUCAUGUACCUUCAUCUUCUCUUCGAUUACUCCGAACACGACAAGCUAUUCUACUGCGACGAAUACCAGAUCCCACUCCAAGAAAUCCCGUGGCUGGUUUUGAGAUCAGACGAGUAUUUCGCGCCGUCUCUGUUUUUAAUGCCUGGCUACGAUCAAGAACUCGAAAGGCUAUUCCCGAAGAAGGACACUGUUUUUCAUCACUUAGGAAGAUACCUUUUCCACCCUUCAAAUGAUGUAUGGGGACUAGUUAAAAGAUACUACAACACAUAUCUAGCGAAAGCAGAUGAAAGAAUUGGAAUCCAAAUAAGGGAUUUCAAGACCACUCCAAUGGCUUUCAAAUGGAUGAAGAAGCAAAUCUUCAGCUAUUACCUUCCACAUUUCACUAAGGAUGAAUCAACUACUAGUCAUAUUCGAGACAUUUGUAGCGUAGCCAGCUUGGAAAAACACAUGCUGGAUCGAGUCAUAUCUUGCACCUUCGAUCGUCAAAUUCUACCUAAACUACGUAAAACCAACAACGACACGAUUCCGAGUGGGAGAGGAAAACGAGGAUCGAUGGCCAUCUUGACAACUUCCUUGAGCUUGUCAUACUAUGACAACAUUAGAAACAUGUGUUGGGAACAUCAAACGGAAACAGGAGAGGUGAUUGGAGUUUACCAGCCUAGCCAUGAAGAUAGCCAGCAAAGUGAGGAGAUGACACACAACAUGAAGGCGUGGGCGGAGAUCUAUCUUCUAAGUUUGAUGGAUGUGUUGAUAACGAGUCCAUUUUCGACUUUCGGGUAUGUAGCUCAAGGGCUUGGAGGUAUGCAAUCAUGGAUUAUAAACAGUCCUUACAGAGAAAUCGAAAGCUCGGAGCCUUCAUGCAUUUUGGGUAAGUCCAUGGAGCCAUGUUUCCACUCCCCUCCUUAUUUUGAUUGCAAGGCUAAAACCGGAGCCAAUGCCGGGUUGAUUAGUCCGUAUGUGCAGCAUUGUGAGGAUUUGAAAUGGGGGAUUAAGUUGGUUGAUGAUCAUAUAUAA
Impatiens glandulifera is the source of this 1698-nucleotide messenger RNA. Its product is annotated as probable fucosyltransferase 9. Gene Ontology annotation, biological process: cell wall biogenesis; xyloglucan biosynthetic process. The record is from RefSeq and is a predicted model, not a curated record. NCBI's taxonomy places the organism in Eukaryota, Viridiplantae, Streptophyta, Magnoliopsida, Ericales, Balsaminaceae. Gene Ontology annotation, molecular function: galactoside 2-alpha-L-fucosyltransferase activity. The coding region runs from base 1 to 1698 and encodes 565 amino acids. Gene Ontology annotation, cellular component: membrane; Golgi apparatus. The transcript has 2 exons.